This is a messenger RNA of Triticum aestivum (bread wheat), 4752 nucleotides long. RefSeq names its product disease resistance protein Pik-2. The transcript has 4 exons. Gene Ontology annotation, molecular function: ADP binding. The coding region runs from base 818 to 4579 and encodes 1253 amino acids. Gene Ontology annotation, biological process: defense response to other organism. The record is from RefSeq and is a predicted model, not a curated record. Lineage: Eukaryota; Viridiplantae; Streptophyta; Magnoliopsida; Poales; Poaceae.
UAAAAGCUGCCCCCCAAGUGCGCUUUGGUCCGCUCUAGGCUAGGGGAGCAUCACCCGCCCCCAAAUCAGAAAUCGGCGCCUCCAUUGGUUCGAUCCGCCGCCAGCCCGGGCCAGCCACGACGGUCAGGUUCCGGUCCCGGCGGCAAAGCUCGGCGCCAUGGCGAUUGGAUGCGGUGGGAGUCGGGCGGCGAGCUGCGGUGGUUCUAUCGCGUCAGGCGCUUCGGUCGCGGACGCGGCGGCGGUUCCAAUGGCGUCGCGUCGCCGCUGCGGUGGUUCCGUUCCGGCGCGGCCGUGGGGGUGGGGUCGCGGCGGUGGCGCAACCACCAAACCAAGAAGGCAGUGUCCGGGCCGGUCGACGUCGCUGCUGUCCGUUUUACCCCAACCCAGCUGCAAUUUCGGUCACUCAUAUCUCUGUACUCGAUCCAUCCACCAGCUGCACUGUCGGUCACUCAUUUCUCUGCAUUCAAUCCAACAGCUGCAAUGUCGGGUCACUCAUUGCUGCCGGAGUUGCCGUCGUUUGUACACGAUGAGAAAUCCAACUUUACCCUCUGUACUAGCGACGUCAAGUGUGAACGUCGGAGACGAAGCAGUGCCGCUCAUUACUCCGUCAGCUGCAAUGUCACCGUCACUCAUUAUUCCCCAUCAACCCAUCACCUGCAGUGUCUGGGCCACUCAUUCAUUACUAGUAGUACUCUAUCAAUCCAUCAUCUGCUCCAUUGCACCAGCACCUCUGGCUGGAUCUCCAUUUUGCUCCACCCGCAAGAGCUAGCAUUGCCACCUGCACCUCCUCCAGCAGAGCCAGAGGGACAAGAGAGGCAUGGAGGCGACGGCGGUUAGCGUGGGCAAGGCCGUUCUCGACGGCGCGCUCGGCUACGCCAAGUCCAAGGCAGCCGAGGAAAUCGCCCUGCAGCUUGGCGUCGAGCGUGAUGUGGACUUCAUCAAGGACGAGCUGCAGAUGAUGCAGUCGUUUCUGAUGACGGCCGAUGAGGAGCAAAGCCAGAACAAGGUGCUCACCACAUGGGUGAAACAGGUGGGGAUACUGGCCUACAAAGUGGAGGAUAGCCUCAUGGAUUUUGGCCUUCACUCUGAGAAAAAACCAUUCUUAGGGUGCAUUCCCCGCAAUCCAAUGGAUCGACGCCGCAUCGCCAAGGAGGUGAAGGAGCUUAGGGCCAAGGUGGAGGACGUGAGCAACAGGAACCUGCGCUAUCGCCUCAUCAAGGAGAGCUCAGGCUCCAAGCCUACAGCGGCAGAGGAGCAGGCCAAAAUUGCCACUGAAGCAAUGUUUGGCAUGAACCAAGCAAGGCUUACUGCCUUGGACCGUGGAAAAUCAUCAGAGGUGAACCUCCAACAGCUGAUUACCAGCAACGAUGUGGACCUUAGGGUGAUCGCCGUGUGGGGCUGUAGUGGUGAUCUUGGGAAGACGUCUGCCAUCCAGGAGGUUUAUGAUGACCCGAAGGUAUUGGAAACGUUUGGAUUCUGUGCUUGGAUUAGGUUGAUGCAUCCUUUCAAUCCACAAGAGUUUCUCAGAAGCUUGGUAAGACAAUUUUAUGAAAAUUCACAUGAUGAUGCUGGAAAGGCGGAACAAGAAACAAGUGUCGGGGCUAAUGUUCUGGCCAAGAUGGAGAAGAUGGAUCAAAGUGAUUUAGUUCGGCUGUUUAAUGCGCAGCUGUGUAGCAAUAGCUACCUUGUUGUCAUUACCGACCUGUCCACAAUAGAAGAGUGGCAUUGCAUUAAGAAGUACUUUCCUGACAACAAGAGACAAAGUAGAAUCAUCGUUUCCACUCAGCAAGAUGAAAUUGCAUGCUUGUGCACAGAGAAACCGUAUCAGAUGUCCAAGUUCAGGCAGUUGUCAUAUGAUCAAAUUAUUUAUUUGUUCCACAAGAAGACUUCACCGGAACAGAUCAGUUUAAUAGACAACACCGAUAAAGCAAUGGUUGCUGCUGUGGAGAAGGAGAAACUGAAGGUUAUUCAUGCAUCAUGUUCUGCUGCUGAGCCCAUUUCUGACUCAAACAAAGUUACUACUAGUGAGAAACACACAGCAGUGCCCGCCGGUGAAAUACUGGAGGAAGAUCAAAAACCUAACAAUGCAGAUGGCGACAAAAUUUGCAACUCAACUGCUAGAAAGAAGUUCGAUCGCAGCAGGACACUGGCACUGGCUGAUGAAGUGCUAUGUGGGCGAGAAACUGAGAAAACUAAUGUCAUCAAUUUAGUUGGCCAACCAGAAAAGAAUCGAGGCUGUAAGGUGGUUUCUGUUUGGGGAAUGGGUGGUCUUGGAAAAACCACCCUCGUCCGGAGCAUCUACCGAAGCCAAGAGCUUGGUGUCUUGAAGCGUGCUUGGGCCACUGCAUUGCGUCCUUUUAACCCUGAGGUACUCCUUAGAGAUUUGGCUCUGCAGCUUCAGAAUACUAUUCAAGAAGAGCCUGCUAGUGCAACGGCAAUUGAAGCACGAAAGAAAAUGUUAGCCGGGAUGAAACUUGAAGAUUUGGAGGAGCAGGUAGCUGAUGUACUAAAAAUAGAAGAGUGCCUUGUUGUUCUUGAUGAUGUAUCGACCACUUUUGAAUGGGACUUGGUCAAACAUUGUUUGGGCAAUGCUAGAAGGAUCAUAGUCACCACAAGAAAAAAAGAUAUUGCCAAACAUUGUUCAAUAGAGGACAAGUACAUCUGCCAUCUUGAUGGUCUGAAAGAUGAUGCUGCACUUGACCUCUUCAUGAAGAAGGUAUUCAAGGACAAUUUUGAAGUAAAUUAUUUAGCCCCAGCUAUGAUGGAGCAAGCAAAGCUUAUCCUGCAGAAAUGUGCUGGACUGCCCCUUGCAAUAUCGACUAUCGGUGGAUUCCUUGCCACUAAGCCAAAAACUGCUAAUGAAUGGAGGAAGAUGAGUGAUGGCAUUAGCAUUGAAUUGGAGAUGAAUCCUGAACUUAGGACAAUAAGGACAGUUCUUAUGAGGAGCUACUAUGGUUUGCCAUACCAUCUCAAGUCUGCUUUCUUAUACCUAUCCAUAUUUCAAGAAGAUCAGAGAAUUAGGUGGGGUCGCUUGAUGAGGCGGUGGAUUGCAGAGGGUUACUCAAGGGAUAUGCAGGGCAUAACUGCAGCUGGACUCUGUCGGAGGUACUUUGAUGAGCUCUUGGAUAGGAGUAUGAUCCUGCCAGGGGAAGGGACAGACCAAUACAGUCAGAAAAUCAGUUCUUGCCUACUCCAUGAUAUGAUCCGUGAAAUAUGCAUCUCAAAGGCUAGGGAGGAAAACCUUUUUUUGACGCUGGAGGAAGGAUGUUGUUUGAGUGACACGCAGGGUGCAAUACGUCAUCUUGUCAUUGGCAGCAACUGGAAAAGGGAUAAAGAUGUGUUGGAGAGCAAGCUAGACUUGUCACACGUACGGUCAUUGACCGUGUUUGGAGAGUGGAGAUCGUUUUUCAUUUCCGACAAUAUGAGGUUUGUGCGAGUGCUCGACUUAGAAGACACACUGGGGUUUAGAAAUCAUCAUCUUGAUCAAAUCGGGCAGCUCCGUCACCUCAAGUACCUUUCUCUUCGAGGAUGUUGGAGCAUUUUAUGUCUGCCUAAUUCUUUCCGGAAUUUGAGGCACCUCGAAACACUGGAUGUUAGAGGUACACGCAUAUCUGAGUUGCCAACAAUAAUCACUGAGCUUCGGAAGCUACAACACCUUCAUGCAGAUGAUUAUGGGGAUCGUAUUGGUGUUAGGGGAGAGGAUGACAUAGUUCAUAAGUAUCACAAGUUUAGAGGUCAUCUUUUCUUGAGACCACAAGUUUUAGAUGCUGGUUUGAACAGGAAUGAUAUAUUCAAUCUAUACCGCUUCCAGCAGGAGGAGAACCUAUAUGGCAUUAUUCUUCCUAAAGGGAUUGGUAAAUUGAAGACCCUUCAUGCACUAGGUGCUGUUGAUGUUUCUUGGAGAAAUGGAAAUGCCAUUGUAAAAGAGUUCCGAGAGCUUACUGAGCUACGUAACCUUAAAGUGGGUGGUGUGAGCUGCAGAAACAUCAAUGAGUUAUGGUCUGCCAUUGCUGGCUAUAGUCAACUUAAAUCUCUGUCAGUUCAAAUAGGUGGCCCGGACAAGAGGAAUGCGUUAGAUGGCUGUUUGGGUGAGGGUUUGUUACCAUCAAACAGCCUUGAGAGCCUCCAUCUGUGGGGUAAGCUUGUCAAUGUAACAAAGUGGAUCAAUACGCUUCAGAAUCUCACCAAGUUGGUGCUAAGGCGGAGCAGAUUGGAGCAAGAUGACGCCAUACAAGCCCUUGGAUUUCUACCGAAUCUUGUAGUUCUACGACUGAGGAUGGAUUCGUUCGAUGGGACACAGCUCCAUGUCAAGAGCUCAUCUUUCCCGAGUCUCAUAGUGCUGGAGUUGCAAUGGUUAGACAACCUCCAGUCGGCGCUGUUUGAAAAAGACGCAAUGCCUAAGCUCGAGUUGCUACAAAUUGGUCAGUGCAAAAAUCUGAAUGGAUUCUCCGGGCUGCCAGCCCUCGGAAGCCUCAAGGAGAUUCGGUUGGGUAGUUAUGAUCUCAGUGAAACAUUGAAGGUAUCGGUGCAGAGUCGGGUAGCGGAGCAUAUAAAUCACGUCAGAGUGAAUAUUGUUUGACUAAACUUUGUUUAUAUGUAUGUAUAUGUAGAUUCCAUGGGAGACCAAAGAUUGGUGCGUGCACUCGCUCUUGUAAUGGUUCCUCUAGUACUGUUGCAAUAUGUAUAUGUAUAUGUAUGUAUAUGUAGAGUCACUACUUUGACCGAAUAGGCAUUUCUUUUGGUUUUGGCUCC